This is a messenger RNA of Porites lobata, 2508 nucleotides long. Lineage: Eukaryota; Metazoa; Cnidaria; Anthozoa; Scleractinia; Poritidae. The record is from the annotation of a GenBank genome assembly.
AUGCCAACUAGCGGUAAGUUACACGCUAUGCUGACGUUCUUACAUAGGUUUGAAAUCACAAUUACCCUUUCUUAAAGAAACAAACGCAAAAUGAUAUAGAUCUAGCCAAUCCUGAAAGCGAAGCUUCCGUUAAUAAACUUAGCCUUGCUCUAUUGUGUGGCCCUUGUCAUCGUUUUUUGUUCCUUUUAGUUUCCUAAUACAAUAUUAAUGAGCAAGAUCCGAAAUGAAAAGUUAAAUAGAUUUUUUAUUUUUCCACAUAUUUUCUUUUCAAAGUCGGGCGACAAAAAAUAUUUGUAAACCUGCCUGUACAUUAUGCGCCUCAAUAUUCGAGCGUAACCUUUACUAUAAUGCACUGCUUGUUUGCUAUGAAGACAGACCUAGGACAGUAAAUAAAUUUUGUACCGCGACUAAGCCGACUCUGAAAAUAGAAUGUGUGCGCCGCGUGCCUGCAGCAACCUAUGUUUGUUGAAUGAAACAGAUACGGUAGAACAGCACUGGGAUAAUUUACUACUCUUGCGCAUCUUUAUAAAAAUGUUCUGCCGGUGUGUCAACAGUCAGUUUAUUAUUUUACGUCCAGAAAAGUCAGAGACGGAAAAUAAGCCCGCUGUGUUAGCAGAAAUUUAAAAAAAGGCCCCAGAACGGACAUUUACUUACUGAAAACAGAAAAAGAAAAGAAGAAAAGCAUCUAAUUCCAAUUUCGUACAAGAAAUUAUGGGCGAUGCCGGGUUUCGAACCAGGUACCUCUGCUCCGGAGGUUAAAAUGUUUAAGUUGUGACAUCAUUUCUUGAGGGAUGUGGGAGUGAAUGCCGCUUAUGCUUAGAUUAAGAGGACGUACGCAUAUUUACUUAUUCAUUUUAGUGUCCGAGCUAAUAUACGCAUUUAGUUUUUAUAUUGUAAAUUUUCGAACUUAGCUUCGAAGUGUUAAAUCUAGAACUUAGUUUUUAGAGUGUAAAAGAGCACUUAGCUUGAAUAGUGUCAAUUUCCGGCUUUUAUAGUACUUAAUUAGUUUCUAUUAAUGAUGUAAUUUAGUUUUAAAGGUGUCCCCAAUUAGUGCCAAUAGGCACUAGAACGACAAGACACUUUAAUAAAGGUUAUGUAUGUAUGUAUGUAUGUAAGUUGUGUGCCACAAGGACAUUCAUUUCCAAACGAGAAAAUUUAAAGUAUUUUAUAGUUUGUUUCACUCGUUGUACCUUGUGUUAAAGGGAAAAAACACGUAAGGAACGGCGAAAAUAAAAGUGACUAGAUCUCAAGACACAUCACAUGCAUUAUGAAUCAAAAUUCAAAUUAUUCCAGCCAAAGGUGGUUUUUCAUCCGAAGCUUUCAUAGUCGGGGGGAGGGCAAAAUUUGAAUAAUACAUUUUCUUUGAGAGUCUUCUUUUUUUCUGUGCAUAAUUUUUGCAGUUUGCGGUAAGGACAGUGAAACUCAGGUUUAAACUUGGAACGGAGCCUGCUUACACAAACGCGAGAGCUCUAUCUGACCACUGUGGUGUUCAAAAUGUAGACCUUAGCGAGGGCUAUUGAAUUCAAAUAGAAAUUUGGCAGUUUUUAGAGAUAAAUAUAAAAAAUGCCGUUUUCCCAGUGAUUCUUUAAAGGUUCAAUAGCCAUAAUGAGGGAGAUAAUCUAUUGCUGGUCAUUCAAAAACCAGCCAAAACUAGUUUUGCACUAGAGGGCACUCAUUAAAGGUAGGGUAAAACGGGCAACAAAAACAUGCAACUUGUUUUGCAACACUGCUGCAAAACUAGUUGAAAAGCGAUGUUACGCGUUUAACAACACACGAAUCAAACCUGUCUUGCGAUAAAUCAAACUGUUGCAGGUUGCGAAAAGUUGUUGCAGAAGUAGAAGGAUGUUCUAGUUUUUGGGACAAAAUCUGUGCAUGCCGCUUGUUUUACCGGGCCAAAGGCAAACUUGUUUUUAGUGACGUCAAUCUUUGUUUGGUAUGACUCCCGCGUAAUUUAACCAAUCAAAAGUCAGUAUUCACGCAACUUGCAACAAGCUGAUUUGUUUGCAAGACAGGUUUUAUGUGGGUGGUAAAACGCGCAACAUCGCUAUUCAACUCGUUUUCCAGCAAUGUUGCAAAACAGGUUGUCGCCCGUUUUUCCGUAACUUGAAGGAAAUCAAUUUUUUUACAGGUCCACCUCUAAGCACUCCUCCAAGCACUCCUAUAAGCACUCCAAUUAGAACUGUAAUUAUUGGUGUUUUUGGAGGUCUUCUUGCAGUUUCUCUGUGUGUGUUUGCCUUAGUAUUCUGCAAACGUCGCCGAAGUCAGAUUAAUCUUGACAUCCAAAGGCGACCUCUCAUGGAUCAAAACGGAGGCAACGGAGGGGAACAUUGCACCUAUCAAAGCAACGACGAAAGUCGGCAUCUCGCUGAUCGAGAAGACAACGGUAGCCAACAUCUUAUCGACAGCUUUAUCAAAAACCCAAUCGGAGGAAGAAGGUCUCAGUCGAGAUCUUGCAAUAUCAGGGAGCUUAAAAAAGAUAAUGUCAACAAAUUAAACGCGCCCUUGUAG